Helicoverpa zea (corn earworm) is the source of this 945-nucleotide messenger RNA. RefSeq names its product sodium channel protein Nach-like. Gene Ontology annotation, cellular component: membrane. Bases 1 to 945 code for a protein of 314 amino acids. Lineage: Eukaryota; Metazoa; Arthropoda; Insecta; Lepidoptera; Noctuidae. Gene Ontology annotation, biological process: sodium ion transmembrane transport. The transcript has 8 exons. Gene Ontology annotation, molecular function: ligand-gated sodium channel activity. The record is from RefSeq and is a predicted model, not a curated record.
AUGUUCCGCUCCGUCCUCACUUUAGCUGGACACUGCUGUCAGUUUGAUAUACCGUAUUUCAAAGAGCACACAGACAAUCAGACAAACUUUAUAUCUGGACUGGACUCCACUGAAGCACUGGACAUUAUAGUAAAAGGACAGGGUCACAAUGGUUAUUCUGUGCUGUACGUAUACGACUAUGAGAACCGAGUGACGCUGGUAGACAGCUACUUCAGUUUGACGCCCGAAUCGUUUUUUGACGUCAACGUGUACGUCUGGGCAAUUGACUCGUCGACCUAUGUCAAGGCACUGCCACUGUCUGGCAGAAAGUGUAUUUGCUUUCAGGAUCAAGGCACGGGAGGUGGCUUCCACCAGGGUUGUAUGACUAGACUCAUCUUGAAGAGAGUGGUGAACCGAUGUAGAUGCCUGCCUUUUGGGUACUCUUCUAAAGAAUUAGACUCUGAAGAAUUUGCUAAAUGCGCAUGGGAACAUUACAUUUGCAUAUAUCAAACCAUAGAAAUGAUUGAAGUUGACAUAAAGGAUAUAAUAUCUGAUAGUGAAUGCUAUCAGAGAUGUGACUACGUUGAGUACUCUACUGAAGUGGAGUUUGUUAGAAACCAGAGAAAUUUCAAAAAACUAAAUGAAAAUAACAGCAGGGUUUUGGUACAUUUUGGACAAAAUACUUGUAUGAAAUAUAGAAGGGAAGUUCUUUAUACUUGGGACCAGAUGUUGGCAAACCUGGGCGGUAUCUUCGGCCUCUGUCUUGGCGGUUCCAUCAUAAGUGUCAUUGAAAUCAUAUGGUUUCUAACAGAAAUUCUAUGUUCUAUAAUCGCUUCAUCUUGCCGAACCGCUGUGGUACCAAAAGAUGAUGACAAAAAUAAAGUAUUCGUAGUUUCUCAAAAGGAUAUGUUGUCUAAGCAGAAAUCUGGGAAAAGGAUUGUGGGGAAAUAUAAGUUUGUUCAUUGA